Penicillium malachiteum is the source of this 279-nucleotide messenger RNA. RefSeq lists its product as uncharacterized. The coding region runs from base 1 to 279 and encodes 92 amino acids. The transcript has a single exon. The record is from RefSeq and is a predicted model, not a curated record. Lineage: Eukaryota; Fungi; Ascomycota; Eurotiomycetes; Eurotiales; Aspergillaceae.
AUGGUAAUCAUCGCUGAGGAAGGAUGCGAGUCAUUUUCUGAUUAUGACAGCUCAGACAGCGGCAACUAUGAGGGCUCACUUUCAAUCAUCAUUCGCAACAAUAGCCGAUUUGGUCGGCUUCACAGCUAUGUGAAUUGCUUGAUGAACCUUGCUCCUCUUAUUCAAAGACGCUCUGACAUUAUGCGAGAAAUGAUGAAGGCUGAGCUUUAUAGAAUCGAAAACAGAUUUCGCUUAUCUGAAGCUGCAAAUUCACAUGCCAUGCGCAUUCGAGAUCGGUAA